AUGGCGAACAUUGUGUUUGAGAAAACAAGGUUGGAGACCGUUUGGAAGGAACGGCAAGAACUGCUGCAGGUAGAGGUUGCGAUGUCGCAGACUAAACUAGCCGCAUUAGCAAAGGAGGCAAAUAAUUUAGUGCAAACUAAUACGCCUAUUUCAGCAACAACACCUUCAGAGAUAGCUUUGAAACCGACAGAAGAAUGGCAGAAGAUGUUGGAGGAGCAUGACAACCAAAUUGCCCAACGUAAGUCUCAGAGAGGGACCCAUCCCCCCCCGUUUCGUGGAAUCUGCGGGGGGGUCUCCUCCUCCGAGGCAGCAGGGGGUGAUGCUUCCUUCAACAGGCUUCUGUGCCCAGCUGAAGAGAGAGCCCCUCUGGAAAGGCAUUUAGGCGUUCCAUCUCUACCCCUCUGUCCUCCGUGCUGCACCCACAUCCCAGUCAGUAUAUGUGAGGUCCAUUGUCCAGCAAUUUUGUUGAGUUCCUUCACGUUGAGAAUUGUAGUGACCAUCCGUUGCUUCUUGUGGAAGAGAUCGUGCUCUUGGAGUUCUUUUGUCUCCGAUAUUGGAUCCGAGAUGGCGCAACUGGCGACUUUUGCUGCUGGAUGUUUCUGGAGCGUGGAAUUGGCGUUUCAGCGCGUUCCUGGUGUUACCAAGACAUCGGUUGGUUACACUCAGGGGAAAACGGAGAAUCCUACAUACAGGGACGUCUGCAGCGGGAAGACUGGGCAUGUGGAAGCCGUGCAAAUGGAGUAUGAUCCUUCUCAGGUCUCUUACAAGCAGCUCCUCGAUGUCUUCUGGAAGAAACAUGAUCCCACUCAGAAGAACCGCCAGGGUAACGACGUAGGAUCACAGUACCGCUCGGGAAUCUAUUAUCACACGGAGGAGCAGAAAGUGGAGGCAAUUGCCUCAAUGAAGGAGGAAGAAGCUCGGUUGAAGAAGCAAAUUGCCACAGAGAUUCUUCCCGCAACAACUUAUUAUCUGGCGGAGGAGUAUCAUCAGCAGUAUCUGGAGAAGGGCGUAAGCGGGCGGAAACAAUCAGCUGCCAAGAUGUGCAAUGACCCCAUCCGCUGUUACGGUUAAAUGCAAUCCGUGUGCAUGUAUUGUAAGCUCAGGGUUUAUUUAUGUUUGGGAAUGGUUUUGUAGCCAGAGGAAUGGUGUCGCACUCUUGGAAGAGGGUUUCGUCAUUCUUCCUUUCCCUCGGUUGGGCUGCUACUUAGUCUUUGGAGCUCAGGCACUUGGCACAAUGAUACUUGUACUUUUAUGUUUCUGAUCACAAUCACUCUGUGAAUAUUACAUUCACUGCCACUUUUGUGUCUGUUUUAUUAUCA
Messenger RNA from Physcomitrium patens, 1319 nucleotides. RefSeq lists its product as uncharacterized. Gene Ontology annotation, biological process: cellular response to oxidative stress. Gene Ontology annotation, molecular function: peptide-methionine (S)-S-oxide reductase activity. Lineage: Eukaryota; Viridiplantae; Streptophyta; Bryopsida; Funariales; Funariaceae. The record is from RefSeq and is a predicted model, not a curated record. Gene Ontology annotation, cellular component: cytoplasm.